Penicillium longicatenatum is the source of this 276-nucleotide messenger RNA. RefSeq lists its product as uncharacterized. The record is from RefSeq and is a predicted model, not a curated record. Lineage: Eukaryota; Fungi; Ascomycota; Eurotiomycetes; Eurotiales; Aspergillaceae. Bases 1 to 276 code for a protein of 91 amino acids. The transcript has a single exon.
AUGCUCUCGCUCUUCAACGACUUCAAUAUCAUCAAGGAUGUGCCAUCAUCGACUCGCGGUAUCUUCAAUUUGGGGGCGAAUGGUCUCAUCGGAACCAGAGAGGUAGAUGAAGGAAAUGUGAAAAAAAUGCUCAAAGAUUUUGAGAUCGAAAGUUGUGGUAGUUUAGAGCCGGAGCAUAAAAUCGCCGUGAUUGCUCACCGCUGGAGGAAUGAUCUGAUAACUGUGAGCAGCUUGGCCGGAUUUCAAACUGUUUUUGGUAUCCAAGAUAUAGUCUAG